AUGCAGAACAUCUUGGAUAAGGCUUACGACAAGUAUGCCCUAACUAGUUCUGCACCAACAAACACGCACACGGAUUUACUAUGCGAUCCAGACCUGGUUGAGGACUACAAAGAUAUAAUGAGAACGAUGCCCAAAAGACUAGGACACGAUGAAGAGAAUAACAGUGUGAAUGGCAGCGUAGUGAUCAACGCUGCAAGCAACUCUAACUCUCCAGAAAAGGACACCAAGACUGACAAGAAACCGGUACUUUUCACUUCAUCCUCAUUAACUAUUGAUGAAACCCGUACAGAGCAUAAAACAACAGAAGUGUCGAAAUUCGACACAGACUAUGAAUACAGCGAUUCUGAGUUCGAAGAGGACAUGGAGAAUAGACUUCAGGACCUUCGCUCAACCGCUAAGCAAGAAUCAAAUGUGGCACUUUUCGCUGACGAGAACAACGGAGAUCAACAGAACGCAGCAUCUUCCACAACAACCAGCUCAUCAUCCAAAUUGUCAUCAUCGUCAUCGUCAUCGUCAGAAGAAGAAGAAGAGGAUGAUUUGACCACGGCAGUAACAAGCAUCGAGCCUUAUAGAGACCCCCGAGAUGAAGGACAUGAUGAUGAAGACGACGAUGACGACGAAAUGGACCAGGACUUUCAACCGCUCGCUCCUCCGGAAGAAAUUGACCCCGGUAAACUUUACGCAUUGUACCCCUUUCAAGGCCCUGAUCCUUCGCACUGCCAGCUUUAUCAGGACCAAGCAUGUGUGCUACUAAACGAUCAAGACUCGUACUGGUGGCUCGUGAAACGCUGUGACGACGGCAAAAUUGGGUUCGCUCCAGCCGAAAUUCUCGAAACGUUUCCUGAGCGUCUUGCCAGGCUCAAUUGCUGGAAAAAUGAAAAUAUGUCCAGCCAAUCAGUCGACAGUAGCAAUUUAAAAGUUUUCAAGGUUGCAGAAAACGCUAGCGGUGAUGAGGCCAGCCCCACUCCUCUACUACCGUAUUCGAAAAAUAGCAAAUCCGUGAGCUUCAAUGACGUUGUUAGCUAUGCUGAGAGACUGUCACGCGAAAGUGGGUCAGAUUGCAGCUCUUCUGAGCUGGACGGGCUGGACGACACUGACAAAGAGGGUUCCGACCGUAAUAAAAGUGUCGAUACUGUAGGUGAGAUAUACGAAGCAGCUUUGCAUGCGCAUGACGACGACGAAGAGGACGACGAUGCAAGCGUGGCGGUAAGCGACGUUUCGUUCAAUACAGGCAGUGCUCUACCUCUCAAUGUUAAAAAAGUGAGGAAACCAAGCCCAGAGCUCGAAAGUGGGGAAGUCAAGACCCUGAAGCUUCAAGCCACAGACACACAAGAGCUGGAUACUCAUCUGUCUCCGCUUGCAUCGGGAAGUAAAGCAGCAGCACCUCCCGCUGCCUUAGACGACGGCCUACAACAGACCUUCAAAGCACCAAUCAUACCUUUUGCAGGUCAUAAGGAGAUGCCGAACUCAAACUCGAAUUACUCCAUAUCUACGAUAGGGGAUUAUUCACCAUCGUCUUCGGAAUGGACAAAUGAUUCUCCCCAAGUCAAUAAUGGCACUUUUGAUACGGGUGCGAUCGCUGUUGAGAGUAUACCUUCCUCCAGAGCCAUAAAGGACAUUUCUAAGCUUGUCAAUCUUGAUAAACCUGACAGUAAUUUCAUGGAUCCUACCAAGGGCUUUGAGAGAAUGGAAGAGUCAUCCCAGCAAAAACCAGAGGAUAAAGCUACAGACCCGCUACCGCAAAACGAAGCUGCUCCACAUCAUGACGGACAAUCCAAGUCAGGCUCUUUUACCAUCCCGGGUACAAGUGGGGACUACUCACUCACAUCACGAACCACCCAUCGUGAAAGCACUUCUGCAUCUUCCGAUGAUUCUUGCAUAGACGAAGGACGAGGAACUUCGACAACCACCAUCAACAGCACUUUUUCGCUCAGCGAAGCAAAAUACCAAUAUGGCCACCACCCGAUCGUGCACGAGCUCUACAACCCGCUGUUUGGCAAAAUAGACGACCUGCUUGAUAAACUAAACAGCGUCAUGCAUGAAUAG
This is a messenger RNA of Lachancea lanzarotensis, 2046 nucleotides long. It is a transcript of the gene BUD14, whose product is annotated as LALA0S01e01310g1_1. Gene Ontology annotation, biological process: establishment or maintenance of actin cytoskeleton polarity. Gene Ontology annotation, molecular function: protein binding. The record is from RefSeq and is a predicted model, not a curated record. Gene Ontology annotation, cellular component: cell tip; microtubule cytoskeleton. The coding region runs from base 1 to 2046 and encodes 681 amino acids. NCBI's taxonomy places the organism in Eukaryota, Fungi, Ascomycota, Saccharomycetes, Saccharomycetales, Saccharomycetaceae. The transcript has a single exon.